This is a messenger RNA of Procambarus clarkii (red swamp crayfish), 2621 nucleotides long. RefSeq names its product proline-serine-threonine phosphatase-interacting protein 2. The record is from RefSeq and is a predicted model, not a curated record. Gene Ontology annotation, cellular component: plasma membrane; cytoplasm. Gene Ontology annotation, molecular function: protein binding. Lineage: Eukaryota; Metazoa; Arthropoda; Malacostraca; Decapoda; Cambaridae.
CUUUCCCGUGUGUGGUGGCACCCAGUUACUCCGACAACACCAGAGUGCCAGGGAGUGUCACCAACGCCUUGAGCCCACUUAACCUCUACAGUGAUCACUUGUUAUAGUGGUUGACUCUCACGUAAACAAACUCGGUUGCUUAUAUAUAGGUGGUUUAAGAGGACGGGCUGCCAGGCUUCGGACACUGGAACACGUCAACACAGAUAACUCUGGCUCCAGCAUCUGGACGACGGCAGUAUAACUAACUUUCCAGUGACAAAUUAGCAUGAUGGGUCCCAUUGGCAAAUUUUCUGAGGAAUUCUGGAACGUGGAGGUCGGGGACUUCGGCGGCUGGGAGAUCGUCUCCCAGAGGGUGAAGGAGUCCAACAAGAUCACCACCAACUACAUCAGCUUCCUCAAGCAGGUGGCCGCAGCCAUGGACACCUUUGGCCGAACACUUCUCAAGUCUGCCAAAAACUCCUCCCUGCCUGAUAUGGAACAUGGUGAGCUGAAGACAUCUCUACAUGCUGCCCGGGAGAGUGUGGAGACCUGGGGGCAAGACAGUGUCGAUGCUGCGGCAGCCAUCAUCUCCCAGACUGUUCAGCUCACCCAGCACCUCACACAGUCCAAGCUCAUCCGCAAACAUGCGGAGGAGGAGGCCAGGCAGCGGCAGCAGCAGGUGCGGGAUGGAGUGCGGCGAGUGCGGCAGGCUCAGCGGGAUGCUCAGAACAAAGUUCGGGAGUUGGUGGAUACGGAAGCACAGAAGCAAGCACUCGGUGCUAAACCAGACGCCAAGCCUAAGGAGCUAGAGAAGGUAACGCUGGCGGAGGAGAGGGCGGGGGAAGCUGUCAAAGAAGCCGAGGUCCAGCACAAGGAUGCGGUCACCUUCCACAACUCUUCGCUUGACGAGUGGUGCACCUAUGCCCACAAUGCAUUCGACACUUUUCAGGACAAGGAGGAGACGAGGGUGGAGCUGAUACGAGAUUCGUUGUGGGGCUUUGCCAACAUCUGUUCACUGCUCGCCGUGCGGACUGACCAGCACCAGGAGGUUAUUCGUACAGCUCUCCUGCGUGUGGACGUGGCGGAGGAGGUGACGACGUGGGUCGCGCGCCACAAGACCCUCCAGACGCCCCCCAUACCCCUGGUGCACGUGCCCGUGGCUCGUGUGAUGAACGACCCGCCCUCAGCCACCCCUUCCGCUCGCUCUACUAUUGCAGAGGUGUCAGACAGCAGCAGCGAGAGCAGCGGUAGGUCCAGUCCCAUACCUCUGUACGAGGCUAGAGUCCUCUACCAGUUUUCUGCCCGGAGUGAGAGUGAAGUGUCACUCGCAGAGGCCCUGCUGGAGACUCGAAGCUUCAAUGCCUGAGAGCCAACCCAGACGCCAUCUGCUCGACUUGCCUUGUGAUUCCCCCACAAGUGAUCUAAGAUCUUUCUCAACCACCAUACAAACACCAAACGUGAAUUUUCGGGCCACAGUAUAAAUAAUUCGUCGAUAUAUGGGUACAUGCACAGCGAUUUUAACUAGAGUAAGCAUAAAUGGCAGCCUAUCAUACAUAGCAUUCAGCAACAGGCUGUUCAUUUCAUUUAAGACAAACAAUCAUUUUAUUUUAUUUGUUAGCCAUUUAUAGUUACCAUUGAAAUUGAAAUUUAAAUAGUUACCAUCGAAUGGUUAUUCUCAAUCGAUACAAUUCAAGACAAUUUGGAAUGACUCUUUAUAUAUUAGUACCUGUUAAUGUUAUGUGAAGAUGAUUUUGUUGAUAAUACAUAAUAAAAUAUAAAAUAUUUGAGGAUGGACUAGAAAGAAGGAUGCAUCAGCAAAUAGGUGGACUUUUAAGUUCAAUUUACAGACUGCAGAUUUUUUUUAAUAAAAUUAAGUAAGAAAGGUACCACCUUAUACAAUACAGAAGUAUGUUUAAUUAGUGUAAUUCUUUACCUUAUGUUCCUUAGUCAUUAUUAAACUGCAUCACCUGUCUUAUCUCUCUAUUGAUGAAAAAUUUAAGGUAACUUUAAAAAACAAUUGUUUAGCUAGAACGUAGUUGUUAAAUGGACCAUUGCUUUCUGAGUGAAGAUUAUUAUCUUAUUGUGCAUCUAAUCAAUAUGGAUAUAAUUGUUAAUAGUUAAGGUAUACUCAAAACGGGAUCCAAUAUGUGGCCUAUGUAUUUGUGAAUUUAAUAAAGGCUUUAUAUAUUUAUUGUGAGUGCAACAUAAAAUACGACAGAGUAGAUUCAUAAAUGAAUUCAAAAUCAAUCAGUGAAUGACUUAUAAUAGAUGUAUAUGUUCUUGUCUAUAAGUAAUAUUUAAGGUACUAUAAUUAGUUUUAGGAAAACUAUAGAAUAGUCCAUAGGUCCAUGGGGAGUAAGUGCCAGUAGCUCUCUCAUGGAUCUUGGUGCCAGGUUCAUCAAAACAAUAAUUAAUUAAAGAAUUCCUAGAUAAGUCGAUUUCCUUUCUAGCGCCUUAGUGUGGCGAAUCCGAGGGGAAAUGCUCUCUGUAUAGUCGGUGGCGUCCUAGGAGUUUGAAGAAAUGUUCAGCUUAUGAAACAAACUUAUACUUUUUUAAUGUUCCAAUUCUUUAACCAAUUGAAUUGUAACUAUGUAAAUUUGCGAAAUAAAUUACAUAUUAAAAAGCCCAUUAAUUGCACAUAA